Messenger RNA from Botrytis byssoidea, 1614 nucleotides. RefSeq lists its product as uncharacterized. The transcript is spliced from 3 exons. The record is from RefSeq and is a predicted model, not a curated record. Gene Ontology annotation, molecular function: monooxygenase activity; heme binding; iron ion binding. Lineage: Eukaryota; Fungi; Ascomycota; Leotiomycetes; Helotiales; Sclerotiniaceae. The coding region runs from base 1 to 1614 and encodes 537 amino acids.
AUGUCAAUAUCGUAUUUGAGCGGCACGGUUCUGUUUCUGACGGCAUGGAUAGUAUAUGCGUGGGUCAAAAAUGAAGUGACUUGGAUGAAAUUGAGGAGGUUUGGGGGAAAGCAUGGAUGUGAAGAACCGAAAGUAUUGAAAAAUCGAUUUCCUGGGGGAAUAGAAAGAUAUUGGGGAAUGUUGAAGCUUAAGAAGGGCAUGGACAUCCUCGAAGACGACGUUCGCGCGCGCUAUCUCAAGAUGGGGGUCGGCACCUACCGAAUCUUCAACCCCUUCCACUCCCUAAUAUCAACCUCCGACCCCCAAAACAUGCAGGCAAUCCUCGCCACCAACUUUGCCGAUUUCGAGCUCGGCCCCAGCAGAAGUCAAAACAUGUUUGAAUUACUCGGCCACGGCAUCUUCACCGCGGAUGGCGAAGCAUGGGCGUACUACCGUCAACAACUCAAGCCUCAGUUCUCCAGAGAUCAAAUAAGUGAUCUAGAGGCUGCAGAUCAUCAUCUCCAGAUUCUCUGUCGAGCACUUCCUCAAACAAGUUCAGAGGAGGUAGAUCUACUUCCUCUUCUGCUGCGUUUCACAAUGGACGUCAGCACAGAAUUCCUCUUUGGAAAAUCAGUCAAUAGUCAAACGACCGCUCUGCAAUCCAGUGACUCAGGAAAUAAUACAGAAUUGCAAGCCGAGGAGAAAUUCGUACAAGCGAUGUCUUAUUCCCAAGACUAUAUUAUCUUCCGCGUGCGAUUCUUUAAAUUAUGGUGGCUGGCGCGCUCUCAGAAAUUUCUGGACGCCUGUCAGAUCUGUAAAGAUUAUUCCGCCGGUUUUGUACAGAAGGCUCUUUCUUCUACUUCUCCAAAAUCUUCCUCAUUUGUAUCUGCAUCUUCCAACAACUCCUUACCGGAACCCCACCCCGAGAAAAAAGAAAAAUACAUCCUCCUCAACGCUCUCGCCACCCAAACCCGUGACCCCACCGAACUCCGCGAUCAGAUGCUCCACCUCCUCCUCGCCGGCCGCGACACCACCGCCGCGCUCCUCGCGUGGACACUUCUCCUCCUCUCGCGCAAUCCUGCACGCUACGCCAAAUACCGUUCUAUAAUCCUCUCGCACUUCGGCCCCCUAUCUUCCUCCUCCCCUCUCUCUUUCACGUCCCUCAAAAGCUGUAAAAUACUAACCCACAUUCUCUACGAGACUCUCCGGCUGUAUCCUCUCGUACCCAUGAACUCGCGCAUCGCGAUCCGCGAUACCGUGUUACCCGUUGGUGGCGGGAAUGAUGGGAAAAAACCGAUAGUGGUUAGGCGGGGUGAGAGGGUUAGUUAUAGUACGUAUGUGAUGCAUCGACGGGUGGAUAUAUGGGGGGAAGAUGUGUUGGAGUGGCGACCUGAGAGGUGGGAGGGGAGGCGCUUGGGAUGGGAGUUUGGGGGUUUUAGCGGAGGGGCGAGAGUGUGUAUUGGUCAACAAUACGCACUCAACGAAGCCAGUUUCGUGAUCGCGCAUUUUCUUCAAAAAUACGAAAGAAUCGAGGCGGUUGAUAUGAGUGGAGAAGAUGGGAUGUUGGGGAAGAAACUGAGUUUGACUAUGUCCCCUUAUGAGGUGAAGGUAAGAUUGUUUGCUGCUGAGGAGUAG